Molecule: messenger RNA, 1917 nt
Organism: Marchantia polymorpha subsp. ruderalis
Lineage: Eukaryota; Viridiplantae; Streptophyta; Marchantiopsida; Marchantiales; Marchantiaceae
Source: the annotation of a GenBank genome assembly
GUCGCAUACAGUCUUCGAGAACCCUUCUCACUGAUUCAGGAAUCCAGCAAUAUAAUAUUGUCUCUGUCGACCCCAAUGGAGAUCAUGACAUGGACACAUGUGGAUCGUUCGUCAGUAAUGUUUAUUUUUAUCGGAGCUAUGCUGUUCAUUGCACCUCCAAGCUGCACAGCAGACCUUGUUAGUACUGUGGUGGCAACAGUCCUACCGUCCCCGCCCCCACCACCAACAAUUCUUCAAUCACCACCACCACCUCCCAAUCCAGUAUCACCACCACCCCCGAAAUUUGCUUCACCACCACCUCCCACAGCAGUCUCACCACCACCUCCCAAAGCAGCGUCACCACCACCACCCACAGCAAUCUCACCACCUCCUCCAGCUCCUCCAGGUCUGGACCCGGCAUACUACUCUGUCAGCUGUCCGUCCGCAACUGCCUGGGUGCAAAAUAUGACGGCCAGUAUAGUUGCCAGUGACAGGACCAUGGCAGCUGCCCUGCUAAGGUUGCACUUUCAUGACUGCUUUGUUCGGGGAUGCGAUGCAUCUGUUCUCCUGGACUCCACCCCUGGCAACACUGCCGAGAAGGACUCGCUGGCCAAUGCCAAUUCCCUCAGAGGCUUUACUCAAGUCGAUCAGGUGAAAGCCAAGCUGGAGGAAGUCUGUCCUGGUAUCGUCUCGUGUGCUGACAUCCUUGCUCUUACAGCUCGCGACGCCAUUGUGAAGAUCGGCGGGCAAUCAUGGGUGGUUUAUCUCGGAAGGAAAGACGGCGUUGUUUCAGUUGCAUCUGAAUCAAUGUCCAGCUUGCCUUCUCCUUUCGCCACCUACACGCAACUCGUCCAGGGCUUCGCCGCAGUCGGUCUGAGCGAGAAGGAUAUGGUGGUGCUUUCAGGUGGGCACACCAUAGGCACAACCAAGUGCGGAGCAUUCUCCCAGCGCCUUUACGGCUUCUCGGGCCCUGGAGCAAUCAACGGGACGGAUCCGACUCUGGAUCCAGAGUACGCCAAGGUGUUGAAGCAGCAGUGCCCACAAAAUGCUCCCCUGAACACGGUGUUCCUGGACCCGUCAGGCAGCUUCCCCGGACAGACCUACGACAAGGGAUACUUCGAGGCCGUGAAGGCGAACAAGGGCGUGCUGGCCUCUGAUGCAGCUCUUCUGACCAGCUCCUUCGGUGCGAGCCUGGUGGCUGUGGAAGCAAGCGCCACCUCUCCAUUCAUGACAGACUUCGGAGUCUCCAUGCAGAAAAUGGGCAUGGCCGCUGCUCCAAAGGGAGCUGCGUUGCAAGUCCGUAAGAACUGCCAUUUCGUGAAUUAGACAGGUGACUCAUGAAAAGGCUCGCCACACAACUUUAACUUACAUCAGAGAUUUGAAUCCACUAAGAAAUGGACAAUUCAAGGUAGUCCAUCUUAAACAAAUUACUACUUUCUGAGCGGAGCUAACAUUCUUCACCCAUGCACUUGUUUGCAAGGUGAAUAUGCAGGUCUAGUCGACAUGUCCGACUAUCUAGAUUCUUCUAGGGUAGCCUAGAAGGCUACCCCAGAAGAAGAUGAAUAAUUGAAUAGAGAUCUGACUGCAGGAAGCGCAUUCUUCCCAGUUCAAUAGCUCAGAAGUAGCAUUUUGAAGUGAUUAGUCACGACGAUGAUGAACCCAGUGCUUUGGUUCGAAGAUAAACAUCAGGCAACAGGAAUGGUCAGAUCCGAAGAACACACUUUAGCGAGAAAUCUCUUAAGUUUUGACAUGCCAGCUAGUGGUAUAGAGACGAGAUUGGUCUACGACGAAAUAUACUCCUUGAGACCCCACGGUUUAAUAAAGCUGGCAAAUUUUGCCCGACGCAGGAGUUUUUUAACUUUGUCAUUUUUAAACCCCGAUAUUGUCGCAAACUUGGAUGGCGCUACAUUGUUCGAAAAAUCCUUGUAAUCGAUAACU